UGUGCUAGAACCUUGAUAACGCUAACAGGAAGCGGACAUUAUAUUUAUACCUUGCUUUUAAUGAAGUGGAAAGGAUCGAGUUACUUUUCACGUCAGGGUCUUUUAAACAAUGGCUCCUGAGCAGCAUUUUAAAUUAGGCUCCGAUGUUUGUUAAACUAGCUCGCUUAAUUCCGGGAGAAAAGUUGGCCGUACCGCCAAACUCUUUAAGGAAGGAGCGCGUCACGUUCCAAGGCAGCAAAGAAACCCGCGGAAGGCGAGUAACGCGCCGGACCGGCCAGGCAUGUUCCGAGGGCCGCCGAAGAGGAGGAGGCGGCGGCGGAGAGGCGGAGUUGCCGAGCGCCCACCGGCCUGGAGGCGGGCGGGCGCCACACGUGUGGCUGGGAGAAGGCGGGCCGUGCGGGGAGGCGCUCUACCUGCGGCCGGCCCGGCGGGAGAGGUUUCUGGCUGAGUUGGAAGUCGCCCCCGACCGGCUGGGGCGGCCUCUGUCCCGCGCUCAUGGCCGUCCCAAGUUGGCGGCGGCUACUCGCCGUUACUGAGGCGCUGAGCGGCUCUCCUUAAAUCGCCUCCGAGGCCGACAAUGCCGCGCAGGCUGGAGAAAUUUUUGCAAAUUGCCCCGCAUUCCUUGGCUAUCGUGCUGAGCCCCGGCGGCGGGGAUGAAGCCGCGCCGCCCGAACAAGCCGCAGCCCGAGCGCACCGAGGCGGCGACGCCGGCGGGGAAGCGGGGCAGGGAAGCCGAGCGGAAGGCGAGCCCGCGGCGGACAGCGAGCUGGGGCGGCACCGCAUCGGCUACGAGAUCUUCGCCGACUUCAAGCAGGGCAACAUGCAGCACUUCUGGAACAAGAAGGUGACGGCGGCCGUGGCCGAGACCUUCUUCCUAGGCUGGAUCGACGAGCAGGUGCUGCUGAUCCAGGGCAAGGAGGAGCACCUGGAGGUGCUGCGCGAAGGUUGGAUGCGCAGGGCUCUCAAGCCCCCCGCCGGCUUCCAGAUCAAGUGCCUGGGAGUGUCAAAAUAAAGGCCCGGAGGCCAGAUCCGUCCUGCGGGGUAUUUAGAUCUGGAAACCCUGGAAACAGUGAAGGACUGGCCCACGGUGGCUCUGCCAGCGAAAACAGCUCGGAAGGUCCAGAGGGUUGCAGGAGGCUGUUGCAGCCGAAAACAGAGCUUGGGAGCCCGUUUUCUCCAGCAGAGCACUCAAGCCACCAUAGGUACCCCCGAUACGAGUAACAUCAAGCUGGCCACAUCCCCCCUGGCCACAUCCUCCCUGGCCCACUGAGGUCAAAGGCAACCCUGAUGCAGCCCUCAAUGAAAUUGAGUUUGACACCCCUGCUCUAAACCAUUGUACAGUUUGCACUGAGUCUCUUUGGUCUACAGUUGGUAAGCUAAUAAAUCAAAUAAAUGGACAAGGCAUUAUUUGGCUUGAUGCCUGCCCAUUUCUUGGCAGACAAGAAGUUACAUAUUAGCUUUAUUUGAAUAACUUCCUAUAUUUAGAUCAGUUUUGAAUUGUAUGUCUAAAAUUACUUAAAGCAUAAAAUGUGUUUAGUAGAUUUAUAAGGCUGCCCAGUGUCAAACAAUGUGAUUUUGCAUGGCGUAUAACAAAAUUCAAAAGCCAGGUCUUAAUGACUUCGCUAAAAGUGAGCAGAAUUGGGGCCUGUCAUAUAUAUGGGGGGGCGGGAAUCAUUCCUGUCACAGUUCUUAAGAUCCCUAAGGUGGCAAAAUUUAAAAGAGGAAAUCUGGAAUAUGCUUUCUAAGGGGAGGAUGGGCAGAUACCAUUAAAAGGAUUCCUAGCCACAACACGUAAGGCAGUUUUUUAUGGACUCAUAGGGCUGGAAGGGACCUUGGAGGUCUUGUAGUCCAACCUCUUGUCCAAGCUUUAUAUCAU
Messenger RNA from Ahaetulla prasina, 1876 nucleotides. Its product is annotated as storkhead-box protein 1-like. Gene Ontology annotation, biological process: positive regulation of transcription by RNA polymerase II. NCBI's taxonomy places the organism in Eukaryota, Metazoa, Chordata, Lepidosauria, Squamata, Colubridae. Gene Ontology annotation, molecular function: DNA-binding transcription activator activity, RNA polymerase II-specific; RNA polymerase II transcription regulatory region sequence-specific DNA binding. The transcript has 2 exons. Gene Ontology annotation, cellular component: cytoplasm; nucleus. Bases 578 to 1012 code for a protein of 144 amino acids. The record is from RefSeq and is a predicted model, not a curated record.